Microplitis demolitor is the source of this 1521-nucleotide messenger RNA. RefSeq lists its product as uncharacterized. The coding region runs from base 1 to 1521 and encodes 506 amino acids. The record is from RefSeq and is a predicted model, not a curated record. The transcript is spliced from 3 exons. NCBI's taxonomy places the organism in Eukaryota, Metazoa, Arthropoda, Insecta, Hymenoptera, Braconidae.
AUGGCCAAGGAUAGCACUGAAAGAAGAAAUGAGAGGGAUUAUGAACAGGUGCCCGACGAAAUGGGGGAAAUGGUGAAGGUUGCGCUAAAAAAAAUGGAAUGCGAGGAGGUGAUCGAGAUGAUCUACAGGGAUGCGGGAGUAGAGGAAAUAGAGGAAAAGCUGAAUGAGGGCAUUAAGAAAAUGAGAGAGAACGUGAAAAAGGAGGCUGAAGACGCAAUAAACAAAUCAACGUAUAAUACAUUGUACAAAAAAAUAAGAUUAGAGAAAGAUGAAGAUAACUACUGGAAAAAAGAUAAUGUAAGAGGGGAGGACAAGAAGAUGUGGGCGAGGAUAAGGUGUGGAAAUUUGGGAAGAGCGGGCAAAAAAGGGUCAUUUCCAACCGACAACUUACUUUGUACGUCACGCAAAAUAUUCAAGUUUUUAACUUCACACGUCAAGAUGAAUUUCAUUAAUUCAACUGGCCACACGUUUAAGCUGACUAAAAUCAGCACGAAGCUAUACACGACAGAUUCAGGAGCUGUGGAGGUUGCAGAGUCAUCCCUGUAUCCGAGGACAGACAUCCAGGAAACAUGGAGUUUCCGUAUGGAGCUAAGCCACGACCGGGAAGACAACUUUUGGCUUUCGUUGGGCAUCCAACCGUCCAAGUCCAAGGACCUCAAGACGAGAUACACCGCCCAGUGUUUCGCCCUUGACUUGCUCGGUAACCUGACGACCCUCACCGACCAGUCUGCUCCUUUCAAGGCCUACGAUGACUACAUACACUUGGGCAACUGCAUCAGACGACGUGGCAGAGACGACUUCUGUGGCAUAUUACAUGAAGCCAGCGAUGAAGUAUAUAUCAUGGUACAGGUAGAAAACACAGACAAUAUAAAUGAGGUAGGAACAGACUGGUGCAGAGCCGGAUUUCAGCUAGCGAGAACACCGGCAAGAAACAGUAGAGGAAGUCUGCAAGUUGAGAAGUACAGUAAUGAAGAGGCGAAAGAGUUAGAUAUAAUCGAGACAAUCAAUGAUAGGAAAGACAAACAGAAAGAUGAAGUGGGAAAAAAGACAAGAGAACAAGCAACGCAGACUGGAAUGUCAAAUUGGAGCCAAAAGCAGGAAAUGAAGGAUAGUGAAAAAAAUUCAGAGGAAAAGAUGUGGCAAUUGAUCGCAGAGAUAGAAGACAGGGUAAAAACAAAAGUUGAAGAAUUGAUAAUGAAAUCAAUGGAAGAAAUAAAGGCAUGUACAAGACAAGAAACCUCGAAGAUAGGGGCCCAAAUAAUUAGGAGCAAAUGUAAAGAAGACCAAGUGGAAAAGGAAAGAAGACACAGACAGGAAAUAGAAAGAUUAGAGAAGGAAAUUGGUAAAAGAGAACAAAGCAUAAAGGAAAAGGACAGAGUAAUUAAAGAGCUAAGUGAAAAAAUAAAAAAGGAGAAAGAAAGUAAGACGAACAUACCAAAUAAGACAAAAGCAACCGAGGAAAAAAAAAGGAAAGCAACACGACAGUCAGAGUCACGACACAAAGAGACAAGGAAAGAGUAA